Molecule: messenger RNA, 1089 nt
Organism: Neospora caninum
Lineage: Eukaryota; Apicomplexa; Conoidasida; Eucoccidiorida; Sarcocystidae
Product: glycerophosphoryl diester phosphodiesterase protein
Exons: 1
Coding region: 1-1089 (362 amino acids)
Biological process (GO): glycerophospholipid catabolic process
Molecular function (GO): phosphoric diester hydrolase activity
Source: RefSeq, a predicted model, not a curated record
AUGGAAGACUUCCUUUUGGCGGCGUCAUCACUCUCUCCGAGAGUCUUGGUGGGCGCAGGCGUGUGUUCGUGCUUCGUAGCCGCAAGCUGGGUCCUCAACCGAUGGCCGGGUCUUGUUUGGAAGACGAAGCGCAUUUUUAGCAAUCCUCCACGGAACAUUGCGCAUCGAGGAGGACAGGCAGAGCGCUCCGAGAACACCAUCCUGGCUUUUUCCUACGCCGUAAAUGAAUGCAACUGCAGAAUGAUUGAACUGGACGUGUGGAUGACGAAGGAUAAAGAGUUGGUUGUUGCACACGACGAUGACAUUGAGCGCGUCACAGGGAAAAAAGUACUGAUCAGCAACACCAAUUACGCAGAUCUUCCUCCUGUGCUUGACUCGGACCGUCUGAAGGACUGCCACAUGGAGUUUGUGUCGGAUUUCGGGGGUUUCCCCGUGUGGUUCCCUCCUCAGCCUCUUCCUCGGUUGGAGGACGUUUUCGCCCAGUUCCCGGAUACAAUCAUAAAUGUGGAUAUCAAGGCUAAAGGUGACCCAGAGAGUGUGUACAAGACCCUCGAUCUGGUGCGGAAAUACAACCGUGUACACAAGACCGUUUUCGGAUCCUUCGAUCAAGUGACGCUGAAACUGAUUUCGGAAUACGAGAAGGACGCAAUCGUCUGCAUUGGUCCGAAUCGAGCAAAGUUUUUGGUAUUCGCCUACUACACAGGCCUAAUGCCGUUUGUUCCAAUCCCGGAGCGCGUAUGGGAAUUCCCCAUCUGCAAGUAUUACUUCAUCUCAUGGCUCGGCACGCCGACAGGGGAGUGGGAACGGAGGUUGCCGUCGUUCUGCGCAGGGAUCCUCAGAGGUCUCUAUUACUUGUAUGCUUUGGCCUCUUUUAAGCUUCUCACGAACCCAAACUUUGUGGCUGCUCUGAAAAGGCGCGGCCUCGUGACCUUCGGAUGGGUCACAAACACGACCGAAGAAUUUAGCGACGGCUUCUACCGUGUAGGAUGCGACGGUUUGAUGACAGAUAGACCUGCACUCAUGGCAGAAUGGCUACGUAACGAGAGACUGGACGAUUCUAGCCCCGCGGGGAAGGACAAAGAACUAUAA